AUGCCUGUGUCCGCCCUCACCGAGAACAUCAAGAUCCCGCAGAACGGCGAGCCUGCGGCCCUCACACGCUCUGUGUCACGCAGUCAGACGGGCACAUCCCAAGUCUCAACCUCGCCGACCGAACACUUUCGUCGCCCUUCCAUGAGCAGCUAUGGUCACGAAGGGCCCUCUCCGAUCAUGCGCCGCAUGACCACCCAUCAGACCGGCGUUCCCAAACAACUCAAGCCUUUCAGGGAACAAGACAUCAAGAUCCUACUCCUCGAGAAUGUGAAUAUUACCGGCAUUGAGAUCCUCAAAGGGCAGGGCUACCAAGUCGAGACGCUGAAGAGCAGCCUGCCAGAGGACCAGUUGAUUGAGAAGAUCAAAGACGUUCACGUCCUAGGUAUCCGCUCCAAGACAAAGCUCACGUCCCGUGUACUUGCCUCGGCGCGCAAUCUUAUUGUCAUCGGCUGCUUCUGUAUCGGCACCAACCAAGUUGACCUCAAGUACGCUGCCAGCCACGGCAUCUGCGUCUUCAAUUCACCCUUCUCCAACUCACGCAGUGUCGCCGAACUUAUAAUCGGUGAGAUAAUUGCACUCGCGCGCCAAUUCACCGACCGCAGCAACGAGCUGCACCAAGGCACGUGGAACAAGGUGUCUGCCCGCUGUUGGGAAAUCCGUGGCAAGACGCUCGGCAUCGUCGGGUAUGGGCAUAUUGGCAGUCAGCUGUCGGUGCUGGCCGAGAGCAUGGGCAUGGAUGUCAUUUACUACGACGUUGUCAAUCUCAUGGCCAUGGGAACAUCGCGGCAGGUUCCAACACUCACUGCACUUCUCGAGCGCGCGGACUUUGUGACACUGCAUGUGCCCGAGCUUCCGGAGACGACCGGCAUGAUCGGCGCAGAGCAGUUGGCCCAGAUGAAGCAGGGCGCAUACCUGCUGAACGCGAGCAGAGGGCACGUGGUCGACAUCCCGGCACUGAUUCAGGCCAUGCGCGAAGGGCACAUCGCCGGCGCAGCGCUUGAUGUUUAUCCCUCGGAGCCUGCCGGCAAUGGCGACUACUUCACAAACGACCUGAACCCAUGGGCAAAUGACCUGCGCGCGCUCAAGAACUUGAUUCUCACGCCUCACAUCGGCGGCAGCACGGAGGAGGCUCAGUCCGCCAUUGGUAUUGAGGUCGCCGAGGCGCUGGUCCGUUACGUCAACGAGGGCGUCACGGUGGGUGCGGUCAACAUGCCCGAGGUGAGCUUGCGCAGCUUGACCAUGGACGAGCCCAACCAUGCGCGUGUCAUUUUUGUGCAUCAAAACGUUCCGGGUGUGCUGCGGCGCGUCAACGAAGUUUUGGGCGACCACAACGUCGACAAGCAGAUGACGGACAGCCGCGGCGACGUGGCGUAUUUGAUGGCCGAUAUCAGCAAUGUGCGUGAGGGUGAGGUGGCGCAAUUGUAUAACGAUCUGGAAGGAUUGAAGGAGAGAAUCUUGACCCGUAUUCUGUACUAG
This is a messenger RNA of Cyphellophora europaea CBS 101466, 1476 nucleotides long. RefSeq names its product phosphoglycerate dehydrogenase. The record is from RefSeq and is a predicted model, not a curated record. Gene Ontology annotation, molecular function: oxidoreductase activity, acting on the CH-OH group of donors, NAD or NADP as acceptor; NAD binding. NCBI's taxonomy places the organism in Eukaryota, Fungi, Ascomycota, Eurotiomycetes, Chaetothyriales, Cyphellophoraceae. The coding region runs from base 1 to 1476 and encodes 491 amino acids. The transcript is spliced from 2 exons.